This is a messenger RNA of Mercenaria mercenaria, 2024 nucleotides long. Its product is annotated as heavy metal-binding protein HIP-like. NCBI's taxonomy places the organism in Eukaryota, Metazoa, Mollusca, Bivalvia, Venerida, Veneridae. The record is from RefSeq and is a predicted model, not a curated record. The transcript has 2 exons. Bases 122 to 709 code for a protein of 195 amino acids. Gene Ontology annotation, molecular function: protein binding.
AAAACAAAUGUUAAGAUCGACUGUCUUUACCGAAAGGAGUGUCUGUGUAAUGAAAAGCUGUUUUGUGAGAGUAAAAUCUUAAGAUAUAUUUCAUAUAUUUAAGAACACGCGUUAACCGAAUAUGUUUAUACUGUGGUUGUUUGUUAUGUUCGGAUUGCCAAUCAAUGUGUGUUUGCUCGAAGAACUAUGUGGCAAUAGGUGUGGAUGUGAUUUCAGUGUAAUGAAAAAGCUGAUGAAAUUGGAGCAAGAAGUCGAAACUCUUAAAGGUGCUCUUAAAGAAGUCACACACAUUGCGAAAUGCAAGAACGUAGCAUUCAGAGCUCAGCUGACGCAGGAUCUGGGAUCUGUCACACUUGGACAAAAGAUUGUUUACGACAGUGUUGAGCUGAAUCUUGGCAACGCAUUUCAUCCUUUCCACGGCAUAUUUACCGCCCCGUGUGACGGGACAUACCUGUUUUCAAUCACCAUUGGGAACAGUAAUAAGCCCGGAGUUGUUCAUCUGAAGAAAAAUAACAUUACAAUCGAGUAUGCCUGGGCUGGUCAUAAUGCAGGUUGGGACAUGGGAGGAGUCUCAACCGUGGCAAGGCUCAAUGCUGGAGAUGAUGUGUGGGUGGAAGGAAGAGGAAUUAUCAAUGGAGCCAACAGUUCUGAUGGAAUUGGCGUAGUGAAGCACACUGCUUUCUCCGGAACAUUGCUGCACGCCCUCUAACGCCCAUAAAACUAUUUGGAAACAUACAACUCACAUAUGUUUAAAUAAAAAUAAUGGAUUUAACGGUUCAUUUUGAUUUCAACAAAUUGAAUAUGAUUUAGCCGCACAUGGGCUUGGAAAACAUAUAUUAUAUUCUAAUUUAAGUACCUAAUAAUGACGGUCUAGAAAUGAUGAUGUUGUAAGUGGUAGAUGCUUUUAUAAGUGAUACCCUUAAAUCAUGCACAAAGUACAUUUUUUAUGCUAUUUUGUGUUUCGUAUGAACAAGUUUACGUAAAGAAAAAAGUAGUUUGUGAGAGCGAUAUCCAUUUUCGUGUUUAAAAGUCUUAUCAAUAUAAAUAUAUGAACAAAGAACAAAGAACAAACACAGAGUUAUGCAAAAGAUUGAUUAUUAAAACUAUACAACUUGUAUUAAAAUAGAAGGAUCCUGACGGACUAAUCUCCAGAUUUUCUAUUUCCUACUGUUUCUAAUAUCUAUGAAAAACUACAGGACUGUAUGUGAACUAUUAGAAAAUAUUAACGACAAGUUACAGAAAUAUAGUAUGAGUUUAUAUGCCCAUUACUGUCACGCUACGGAAAAUAACGACUUCGCCCGACUACCGGCGAAACCGUUAUAUCUCAAGGUAGCAGGAUACACUUCGAAUAUUUGUAAUAAUUAGAACUUCGUGAUUUUGGAUGUCUGUAAAUUAAAGUGAGAGAUAAUGAUUGUUAAUUCUUUAGAAAAUUUAAACAGCUGAUACAUGUAAAAUUCUGAUGUCAGUUGUAAAACUAACUGCUGCUAGCUUUGUAUGAAUCGAUGAGUCACCUUGGCGCGGGAAAUUCAAAUAAUAGAAGGGUUUCAUGCUUGUUGAUUGAUACUCAGGAACAGUUUUGCUAUUUUGUGAAAAAAACGAGAUGGAUGGCCCCCAUUCCAUUAAUAUCCUGUAGUUCAGUAGGGACUAUUAAAUUGAGAAAUGCAAUAAAAUUGGACAUUGUUCCUGCAACGGGAUCAUUGCAGGCUGUUCAAAAAGUGCAAAAUUGAUGAUUUUGGCAUGUUAUUUUUAAUGGAUGGUGUAAAACUUUCGUUUUGAUAAUUUUCUGUAUUCUUGUAUGAGAGUCUUGAUCUUGUUAUUAAUUAAAAGCACAAAACAUGCACACAAUUUAUAAAACGGCCGCCCUGAUUCUGCUCAUUAGGGAAGUGCAAUAUUGCGAUUCGCUACAUGUAAGCCUGGCCGUGCCCAAAAUUUACGAAACUAAGUGUACCCUGCUACCUCACUAUCCUAUGCUACCAGACUUGUUCCUGUUUAUUUUCAAACAAAUAAAACCUUUUUGGAAUUAG